Molecule: messenger RNA, 1452 nt
Organism: Myotis lucifugus (little brown bat)
Lineage: Eukaryota; Metazoa; Chordata; Mammalia; Chiroptera; Vespertilionidae
Product: cytochrome b561
Exons: 6
Coding region: 372-1196 (274 amino acids)
Cellular component (GO): lysosomal membrane
Molecular function (GO): oxidoreductase activity
Source: RefSeq, a predicted model, not a curated record
GGCUGCCUCACCACCGAGCGGCUCGGAGUCCCCGGGACCGUCCUUGGCCGCCUGAGCGCCCCCUCUGCUCUUGCUGUUCGUCCCCCUUGGAUGAGAGAGGCGUGGCAGGCCCAGGGGCAGAGCAGGUUCCUGCUGUCCUUCCUAAUUCAGAGCUAAUCAGAUUCCGACAGCCCGGGCUCGCUGGGUGAAUCUAAUAAAGGACAGGACAGCAUUUCUCUUCGGCACAUUUUCCUUGUUGGAAUCGGGCAAGGAUUAGACCCCAAGGACACAGAGAGGGAGGCGCACUCCCUGCCUUCAAGGAGCUCACAGGGUGGCUAGCAGAGAGGCCGGGAGCACAGGAAGCAGGACACCAACAAGGCUGCCGCCUCAGCAUGGAGAGCCGUGCCAGCCCCCGCCCUGGAGGGCUGUCCUACUGUGUGGCUUUCUCCCAGCUGCUGGGCCUCACUGUGGUGGCGGUGACCGGCGCCUGGCUGGGUCUGUACCGGGGAGGCAUCGCCUGGGAGAGCGCCCUGCAGUUUAACGUGCACCCACUCUGCAUGGUCAUAGGCCUGAUCUUCCUGCAGGGAGACGCCCUGCUGGUUUACCGCGUCUUCAGGAAUGAGGCCAAACGCACAACCAAAAUCCUGCACGGGCUGCUGCACGGCUUUGCCUUCAUCAUCGCCCUGGUGGGCCUGGUGGCAGUGUUCGACUACCACCGGAAAAAGGGCUAUGCUGACCUGUACAGCUUGCACAGCUGGUGCGGCAUCCUUGCCUUUGUUCUCUAUGUUUUGCAGUGGCUGGUGGGCUUCAGCUUCUUCCUGUUCCCUGGAGCCUCGUUUUCUCUGCGGAGCCGCUAUCGCCCACUGCACAUCUUCUUUGGCGCCUCCAUCUUCCUCCUGUCUGUGGGCACAGCCCUGCUGGGCCUGAAGGAGGCGCUGCUGUUUAAACUCGGCUUCAUGCUGCCUUGGAGAAAGGGGGUAGUCUCCUCUACUGCUCCGAUUUCUGAUACUCAGUGCCUCCAGCGAGGCCACUUCUCAGCAGGUGGCUGUGGUCCAGCGCCUCCCCCGCGUGGGCUCCACCCAGCCCCUCCCGCCUCCCCUGCAGCUCGCCUGGAUGAGGGUGUUGGCUCGUUCAGACUGUGCACUCAGUGGGGGCCCAGGCCUCAUCAAUUCUUUCAUCACCUGGCACUCGCUUGUGUAGUCAAUGUUUACAUGUGAGAAACUCCACCUUAGACAAACUACCAAAGGAAACGGUAUCUCCCCUGCCGAAUGCCUCAUAGAGAAACGGAGCCUUGGAUUUGCAAGGAAAAUCUGUAAACCAGUCUGUUUGCCAAAGUGUAUGCUGGAUGACGAAGGAGCAAAAAGCCCCCAAAAGCUGACCCGAGUAGUUUAUUGUAUUUGCCUGUGGCCGGUCUUUUGUGAAAUAUAACGUCGUGUCGAUGCAACAGGAGAUUUAAUAAAUGUCUACAGCAGA